Molecule: messenger RNA, 918 nt
Organism: Solanum pennellii
Lineage: Eukaryota; Viridiplantae; Streptophyta; Magnoliopsida; Solanales; Solanaceae
Exons: 4
Coding region: 272-559 (95 amino acids)
Source: RefSeq, a predicted model, not a curated record
UCUUAAGGGGUCAGUGUGAUAUUUUUCUAACUUCAAUCAUUUUCUUUUUUACUCUAGAGAAUCUCCGGUUUUCUAGAAACCCGAAAUAUUCUGGAUUGUUCGAUACGGUCCGCUACUACGUUCUCUGGACGCAAAAGAUUUUCCGAUCGGCAACCGGAGGCGGCAGAGAAUUUCAAUUGCCGUCGUUUAGCCGAACUGGUGCAACGCAUGGAGCGUAGUUAGGUGUUAUAAAGUUCAAUUCCCUUUGCCUAUCUAGGUGGUUCAAUCAUCAAUGGAUCGUUCCUAUCAAGUUAAUCAUAGUUGUGCCCUAAAUCCUCCCAAAGACGGCCUCCCUAGCACCCAGUCUUCUAAUGAUGCACUUAGGCAGAUGGGAUCUGAAGGGAAAAUGGGAGCAGUUCAUGAAGAAAUGAAGAGAGUGAGUAGACUUCCACCAAGCAGUACAUAUGCAACUCAUCGGAUGCGCGUCCUUAACAAAAUCCUGCAACUUCUGUCCAUUCAGAGAACCACUUCACAGGAUGAGGAGUUGGAAUUGCUGUUUUCUGGGCUCUCUCUUGGAUGAUAAGAAGCGAAGGUCAUAUUUUCAGCCGUUGGUUUAUUAGAUACGCAGUGGAUCAUUUAUGUUGCUCACUUCGUCUUUGGUCUUCAGCUGCAUCUUCGCAAACCGUUUCUUUUUGAUGUAGAGAUGAUGUUCUGAAUAUUAAAUAAGUUAUACUUGUUAUAUAAUAGGUCUAGAAUUAAACCUGUUAUCUCAAUUAUGUGGUGGAUAAUCUUGCUGUCAAAGUUAGUUGAUUUCACCUUGAACUCUUGCAUUCCAGGUGAAUCAAUGCUCCAUUCUGGCUCUUCAUGAGUACAAUCUUUUGAUGACGUUUUAGCUAAAGGAUCCUUCAAUUUACAGAUUUUUGUUUUGGCUCGCGUUGA